CGGGCGCAGGGCAGGCAGGCAGGCAGGCAGGCAGGCGGCGGGCCCGGAGGAUCGAACCUUCCACUCGCGCGCGGAGCUGCUGCGUUCCAGCCUGGCCAUGGCCGCGGCGCCCCUGCAAGUGUGCAUCGUGGGCUCCGGCAACUGGGGGUCAGCUGUUGCGAAAAUCAUUGGUAACAAUGUCACGAACCUUAAGAAGUUUGCCUCCACCGUCAAGAUGUGGGUCUUUGAAGAAACAGUUAAUGGGAGAAAACUGACAGACAUCAUAAAUAAUGAUCACGAGAAUGUGAAAUAUCUCCCUGGGCACAAGCUGCCAGAAAAUGUGGUUGCUGUCCCGAACCUCAGCGAGGCAGUGCAGGACGCAGACCUGCUAGUGUUUGUCAUUCCACACCAGUUCAUCCACAGAAUCUGCGAUGAGAUCACCGGCAAAGUGCCCAAGAAAGCCUUGGGGAUCACCCUGAUCAAGGGCAUCGACGAGGGCCCCGAGGGGCUGAAGCUCAUCUCCGACAUUAUCCGGGAGAAGAUGGGCAUUGAUAUCAGCGUGCUAAUGGGUGCCAACAUCGCCAGUGAAGUGGCUGCGGAGAAGUUCUGUGAGACAACCAUUGGCAGCAAAGUAAUGGCAAAUGGCCUUCUCUUCAAGGAGCUCCUGCAGACUCCAAAUUUUCGAAUCACCGUCGUGGAUGACGCUGACACUGUUGAACUAUGUGGUGCUCUUAAGAAUGUCGUGGCUGUGGGGGCUGGCUUCAGCGAUGGCCUCGGAUGUGGAGACAACACCAAGGCAGCUGUCAUCCGCCUGGGGCUCAUGGAGAUGAUCGCCUUUGCCAAGAUCUUCUGCAAGGGCCAGGUGUCCACGGCCACUUUUUUGGAGAGCUGCGGUGUGGCUGAUCUCAUCACCACCUGCUAUGGUGGCCGCAACCGCAGAGUGGCUGAGGCCUUCGCCCGAACAGGAAAGACCAUUGAAGAACUCGAGAAGGAGAUGCUAAAUGGACAGAAGCUGCAAGGACCUCAGACAUCAGCUGAAGUGUUCCGCAUCCUCAAACAGAAGGGACUGGUGGACAAGUUUCCAUUGUUCACUGCAGUCUACCAGAUCUGCUAUGAAGGCAAACCCGUCCAGGAAAUGCUGUUAUGUCUGCAAAGACACCCAGAACAUUUAUAAAAUGAAUCCCAUUGCGAGUCAAGAAAAGCUCUCCCUUUCUGAUCAAUCUUUUGGAGAAACCAGAACUUGGCAACCAGAUGUUGGCUUGACUUUAAUCCUAUCAGGGAAAUGUGUGAAUUUGUACAGGUUCAUUUUU
This is a messenger RNA of Suncus etruscus (white-toothed pygmy shrew), 1289 nucleotides long. It is a transcript of the gene GPD1L, whose product is annotated as glycerol-3-phosphate dehydrogenase 1 like. Lineage: Eukaryota; Metazoa; Chordata; Mammalia; Eulipotyphla; Soricidae. The transcript is spliced from 8 exons. Bases 98 to 1153 code for a protein of 351 amino acids. Gene Ontology annotation, biological process: carbohydrate metabolic process; glycerol-3-phosphate catabolic process. The record is from RefSeq and is a predicted model, not a curated record. Gene Ontology annotation, molecular function: glycerol-3-phosphate dehydrogenase [NAD(P)+] activity; protein homodimerization activity; NAD binding. Gene Ontology annotation, cellular component: glycerol-3-phosphate dehydrogenase (FAD) complex; cytosol.